Molecule: messenger RNA, 2566 nt
Organism: Boleophthalmus pectinirostris (great blue-spotted mudskipper)
Lineage: Eukaryota; Metazoa; Chordata; Actinopteri; Gobiiformes; Gobiidae
Product: E3 ubiquitin/ISG15 ligase TRIM25-like
Exons: 2
Coding region: 227-1447 (406 amino acids)
Molecular function (GO): zinc ion binding
Source: RefSeq, a predicted model, not a curated record
AUAGCAUUGUCUGGCCACUUUAUUGGGCACACCUGCUCAUUCGCUCAUAGUUCACAGUCCACAGUCACAGGUAAACCAGCAGGUGUUUUGGAGGCGGAGCAACAUGACAAAACUCAGCUGUUUCACAAGAAAUGAAACUCAAGAGAGAGAGGAGCUGGUGCGAAGUGUCUGCUCAAACCACAAUCAAACCCACAAGUUUAAACAUCUAUAAACAACAAAUAUCAGGAUGGCGAGUGUGAGCUGUGUACUGUCUGAGGAUCAUUUCCUCUGCUCCAUCUGUCUGGAGGUCUUCAGUGGUCCAGUGACCACUCCCUGUGGUCACAGCUUCUGCUGCACCUGCAUCAAUAAACACUGGGACACCUCUGAGCUCUACUUCUGCCCCGUCUGUAAAGAGGAGUUCAGCAGCAGACCAGUGUUAAAGACCAACACUUUCAUGUUAGACAUGUUGUCUGAGUUUAAAAACAAACCAAGAGGUGAGGAGCUGACGGCAGCAGAGUCAGGAGUGCUGUGUGACAUGUGUCCUGACCCAAAGCUGCAGGCGCUGAAGUCCUGCCUCAUGUGUCAGACGUCCUACUGCCCCCUCCACCUGCAGCCCCACCUCACAGUGCCCCGUCUACAGAAGCACCAGCUCAUCGCCGCGGCGACCGACCUGGAGGAGCGGGUCUGUGCUGAACACGCCCGACCUCUGGAGCUGUUCUGCAGAGACCACUCUGAGCUCAUCUGUGUCCUCUGCAGUUACACAGAGCACAGAGACCACAACACAGUCCUCCUGAAGGAGCAGUGUGAGGAGCAGCAGAAACAUCUGCAGCAGGAGAUACAGGAGAGAAGAGACAAAGUCCAGGAAAUACUGAAGUCUGUGCAGCUCAGUCAGAAGAACGCAGACAGAGAAAUGGAAGAGGGAGUGAAGUUCUUCAAUGAUCUGAUGGAGUGUGUUCAACAAAGUCUGGAUCAGUUUAAACUGAACAUCGAAGAGAAACAUGAGGAAAUAAAGACAGAGGCAGAAGAGUUAAUAAAAGGUUUAGAGUCUGAAAUCUCUGAACUGGAGCAGAGACAAGCAGAGUUGGAGGAGAUCUGGAGAUCUGACGACCAUUUUCAGUUUGUCCAAACCUUCAGUCUUCCAGAGCUGCAGGACUGGACAGAGGAGUCUGUGAGGGUUCCAUUGUACAAGGGCAGAGUUUCCAAAGCUAUGUCUGAGUUAAUCACAAGGUUUACUCCAAAAAUAAAAAAAAAACUUUUUGGGAGUCAGCUGACAGAAGCAAAGGAACAUGCAGUCAAGGUGACUCUAGAUCCAGAUACAGCUCAUCCAAACUUGGCCCUGUCUUGGGAUUACAACGAGGUGCAUUACACAAAUCAAACAACAAAUCUUCCAGACAUCCCCAGAGAGAUUUUCAAAAAAGCUGUAUGUUUUAGGACAUCAAAAGUUUUCUUCUGGCAGGUUUUAUUUUGAAGUUCAGGUCAAAGGAAAGACCCAGUGGGUCUUAGGAGUGGUGAAGGAGUCAGCAGACAGAAAAAGAUCUGCAAACUUCACUCCUGAAAAUGGAUACUGGAGAAUUCCUGGAGGAUGUAAAGAUCCUCUGUGGUCUGCUGUGGAGAAGGUCGGGGUGUUUGUGGACUAUGACGAGGGCCUGAUCUGUUUUUUUGAUGCAGAAACUUCAACUCUGAUUCACUCCAUCACUGACUGUUGUUUCACUGAGAACAUCCUUCCACUGUUCUGUCCGGGCAACAACUCUCUUCCUCUCAUACUUACUCCUGUUAAUUAUUGGACAGGACUUUUCCUUUUUUAAAUUUAAACAAAUAUUAUCAUUAUUUUUAUGCCAUGUAUUAAAGGUGCAUUGCUUAACUUUUCUGGUGGAGGCUCCGUCAAAUGCUUUUCUCUAUGGAGAUAUUAUUGCUUUUUCUGGAAUGUUUCACAUUCACUUAAAGCUCACAAAAGUCAAUUCUGAGUAAUAUAGGAUUUAAAACAAACAAACAAACAAACAAACAAACAAAAAACAAAACAAAGAAAGUCCUCUACUUCACAUUGUGUUAUUUUUCUCCUCCACUACACUUCUCACAAACUUCUAACUUCCUGUUUGAGUCUAGAUAAUAUACGAGUUUAACUUUCUGAAAUGAGUGAAAAAAGAUAUAAAACUUGUUCAUGAUAUUCUAGAUUUUUGGAGAUGUUCUGUAUAUCUGCCAAACUAGAGGAACUGCACACACAACACUGAAAAGGAGAAGAGCCAGUAGCAGACUUAAGACUUUGGAGAACUCCUUAUCAUGUAUGAUUUUCUAUAUGUUUUGUGUCUUUUUGAUUGUUCUUGAGAAGUGAUUUAGUCCUGGUUUAGUUCUGAUUUAGUCCUGGGAUCAGUCCUGCUUUAUUCCUGCUUUAGUUCUGGUUUAGACCUGGUUUAGUCCUUGGAUCAGUCCUAGUUUAGUCCUGGUUCAGUCCUGGCGCAAAAGUCACAGAAACGGGAAUCUUUUUUUCUUUUUUCUUUUUCAUUUAAACACAAAACACUGAAAACAAUGAAUCAUUAUCUGUUUUUUCACUUUGGUUUUGGAGACAAAUAAAGAGGAAAAUAUAUAUAUA